This is a messenger RNA of Plodia interpunctella (Indianmeal moth), 1256 nucleotides long. Its product is annotated as dynein light chain roadblock-type 2-like. Gene Ontology annotation, cellular component: cytoplasm; cytoplasmic dynein complex; centrosome. Lineage: Eukaryota; Metazoa; Arthropoda; Insecta; Lepidoptera; Pyralidae. Gene Ontology annotation, molecular function: dynein intermediate chain binding. The coding region runs from base 674 to 1060 and encodes 128 amino acids. Gene Ontology annotation, biological process: microtubule-based movement. The record is from RefSeq and is a predicted model, not a curated record. The transcript has 9 exons.
UUAUAAUUUUGACCUACGAGAUUAUAAAAUGAAUACUCCUGACGUAUAUUAUUUUUAUACGAUUUGCUUCAUAUUUUGAAACAUUUAUAGUUUUUUUGUAUGAUUUUUAGAUUGUAUUUAUUUUGUGAUCAGAUUAUUUAACAUCAUGGCUAUGAAGAAUCUUGUGGAUAAAAUGAAGAAGGGUAAUGUUCCCUCUCACUUCGACGAUGACGUCAUGGGAAUACUUCAGAGAAUAGAAGCACAUCAAACUGUAAUGGGAGUGCUAUUUAUAAAAAAUGAUCAAGCUCAACUAGCUACCUUGCCAGAAGCGAUGUCACAGAAAUUUGCACCCAGUUUGCCUAAACUGGCCACGUUGUUUAAGCACGCGGUUAAUGAAAUUGAUGUAUUCGACGAACUAUUGGCGUUCAGAAUCGAAACGGAACAGUUUGAAGUGUUGGUGGCAACAGGCAGUGAAUUCUAUGCAUGCGUCGUCAACAGGGUGAAGAAGAAGACGAAGAAGAAUAAACAGAAACAAAAAAGAGGGUAUUAGCGUUUCCAUGACAAUGGAUUAUUAUGAUGAGCAUAAUUGGUGCACUCAGGAUCGGAUCCCAACGGAGGAAGUCCUCGGUUAACUUCUUCUUAGCUUAUGAUUUAAUGAACGAUACUUUUCUACAGGAUAUUUACCGGCGAAAUCAUGAAGAUAUUGCAUAACUUACUCAAAGAUAAGAAAGACGAGUGGCUUGUUGAAACGACUGCCUUGUUAAACAAGGUGAACCCGAUGGUAGACAGGAUCAUGAAUGACGAUUCUGUGGGUGGAGUUAUUAUGACUAAUAAAGAAGGUGCACCUAUUUUAACAAAUACCAAUUUAAUGGCGGCUAACAAUUAUGGAGCGGCUUUGAGACGACUGGGAUCAUUCACUCAAGCUUCAAUAAAAGAUAUGGAUCCCUUCGAUGAAGUUUUGGUUUUGAGAGUGAACACGAAAAAACUCGAGAUGAUGGUAGCUCCACAUGCUGAAUUUAGUAUCAUUGUCAUUCAACAAUUCAGGACACUCUCCAAAUUAAACAAAUCCAUAAAGAAAUAAAGUCCAAUCGCACUACCAUAAACUAGCGUAGUAUGAGGUGUGAUGCGGAACUCAGAAAACUGUUUUCUAUAUUCCAUGGGUGUAUCACAUAUUAGUUAAUUAAUUGUAUGUACUGUACAUUUUUAUACCUACCAAAUAAUUAUUUAUUGUAAUUUUAUUUACAAAUGUAAAAAUAGAAAUGUUUGAAAAAUAAAAA